AUGGGCUUGGUCCAUGGGCCCAUGGUGCUGGAAACAAGGCACUGCUCUCUGCCCGUUGUGCCCCCUCCUUCCUUGUCAAACGCCAUCUUAGCACGCGUGCUAACGCGAGUGCUCGGCACUACGGGCUGGUGUCGCUGUGAUUCGACGGCAGGGGCCGUGAUGGGCAGUGCUGUCAUGGCCUUGACCCCCCUCUGCUCGCCUCGCAUCCCCCCCAUGGCUCGCGCAUUCCCAUUCCCAUUCCCAUUCCCAUUCCCAUUCCCAUUCCCGACUCAAGGGCACCGGGCUUCAUCAGACAGCAAAGGCGCCAGGGUUUCAGUCAGUCGGCGUAGUGCUCUCACGCUCGGGGAACAGGAAGCUGAGCCGCGACAGCUUGUAGCCGAGCCGGGGGGGGCGUCGGGGUCGAAUCUGAGUCCGAGUGGACAGGAGCAGCAGCAGCAGCAGCAGGAGGAGCAGCAGGAGCAGGCUCCACGACGCGCGGGCGGACUGGUGCUGCCUGUGCGUGUCCCUCUGGCCUCCAACGCGCCUGCUUCCGGCCUGCCGCCGGCCGGGCUCCGGCCCGCCUCAUUGGCCCAGCGCGCCCUGCCUGCUUACCCCAAAUCCCACCCCUCCACCGCCUCCACCAUCCGCCGUCCCUCAUCCACUCACUAUCGCCCGCAGCUUCCUGCAAGCACGUGUGUCGCUGCACCCCCCGGCCCAUCGCUCGGCCGCCCUCGGUGGCUAUCCAAUCUACUUACUCUAGUCCUCUACACUUACUCAGUUGGCCCUACCAGCUCCACUGGCGGGCUGACCGACACAGCCAAGUACACAUCCCUCGCCCAUCCAGAACCACUGCUUUGUCCUCUCGUCGACUUUCCGGGGAGCGGCCCGCUGCAAUCCCGGCGCCGUUGA
Messenger RNA from Bipolaris maydis ATCC 48331, 888 nucleotides. The record is from RefSeq and is a predicted model, not a curated record. NCBI's taxonomy places the organism in Eukaryota, Fungi, Ascomycota, Dothideomycetes, Pleosporales, Pleosporaceae.